This is a messenger RNA of Stegodyphus dumicola, 3913 nucleotides long. Its product is annotated as transient-receptor-potential-like protein. Lineage: Eukaryota; Metazoa; Arthropoda; Arachnida; Araneae; Eresidae. Gene Ontology annotation, molecular function: store-operated calcium channel activity; inositol 1,4,5 trisphosphate binding; protein binding. The record is from RefSeq and is a predicted model, not a curated record. Gene Ontology annotation, biological process: single fertilization; calcium ion transmembrane transport; regulation of cytosolic calcium ion concentration. Gene Ontology annotation, cellular component: cation channel complex; plasma membrane.
UUGCAAAGCUUGAAUUUAGAGCUUGAGUAGUAAUUGCUGCAACCCAUUUGUUGCGACUUUAAUUCACUAUGUUCCCUUAACAUGCAAGGAUUGUGUAUUGUUUGGACAGUCCUAGUGGAAACAAUAUAUUCAGUGUCACCGCGAUAAAUUGUUUGGAAAAGAAACGUCGUAAAUUCAGAGUUUUGACUCCCUUGAAGAGGAGAUAAUUUGAAAGGUUUUGUUCCUUUCCGCAGAGGUUCAUGAUGGAUGUAAAAUACAAGAUCCAAAUUUUUCCAGAAUAAUUUCUGAUGUCGACUGAUAUUAAAAGAUGUUCUAAGUGCUGAUGCGUCCAGUGAGCUUGGGAAGAAUUAAGAUGGGUAAGCAGAACGCAGCCCGCAGUACCAAGUCCACCAACCAGUAUCGAAUUCCCAUACCCCUAGAACCUCUUAAAGAUGGUCAUAGCAUGGAUCCCAAGGAAAAAACCUUUUUGGAAGCUGCAGAAAGAGGUGACAAACCGACAAUGGUUAGAUGCUUGCAGAAACCAAAUCCUGUGAACGUUAACUGCACUAAUAUCUUGGGACGUAGUGCCAUACAAAUCGCAGUUGACAACGAAAAUGUAGAAAUCGUCGAGCUGCUGUUACAGCAAGAAAGUGUAAAAAUCGGAGAUGCCUUGCUGUACGCCAUAAGAGAAGGAGUAUAUAAGAUAGUGGAGAUGCUCAUCAACCACCCUAGCAUUACUAGUGAGAUGCUUGCCAAUGAUUGGGCGAAAACUCGACAGCCUGGUGAAGAAAGCUCCGAUUAUUCCCCAGAUAUAUCACCUAUCAUCCUCGCAGCCCACUGCAACCAGUUUGAAAUUCUCCAAUUGUUGUUGUCAAGAGGAGCAGUAAUCGAAAAGCCUCAUCCUCUUUCUUGUUCCUGUCAAAAAUGUCAUGAAGGUAUGCAUACAGAUAGUUUGCGCUAUUCCUUGAGACGUAUUCACACUUACAGAGCUCUUGCGAGUCCUGCCUGGAUGUCUCUGACAAGUGAAGAUCCCAUUUUAACGGCAUUCAAGUUAUCUUGGGAGCUGGAACAUCUGGCUAUGCAAGAAAAUGAAUUUAAAGAGAUUUAUGUGGAGCUAAGUAAUCAGUGCAAAAAGUAUUCUUGUGAUCUCCUGGACUUGUGCAGAAGUACUGAAGAAGUCAUAGCCGUCCUCAACAAGAAAACUGAUUCUAGUUUUCAGGAGGAUGAUGAUCCAGAUAAAUUAACACUCUCUAGAUUGAAGUUGGCUUUAAAAUAUGAACAGAAACAGUUCGUUGCGCAUCCCAACUGCCAGCAGCUGCUGACGUCCAUCUGGUAUGAAGGUUUGCCAAUUUGGAGGAGACGCAAUGCAGUGAUGAAGAUCAUGCUAUGCGUUAGUCUCAUAACUUGCAUACCUCUUAUCGCCCUUUACUAUCUGAUUUUUCCGAGAUCUAAGCUUGGUAAAAUCUUCCGAUCUCCUUUCAUGAAAUUUAUCUACCACAGUGCCUCUUUCGGAUUCUUUCUUCUGCUGCUGGUUCUGGCAUCAACGAGAACUGAGGGAAGUGAGAGAUCACGCCAAAAUGUUCGGGGACCACCCCUAUCAUUCGUUGAAUGGCUCAUAUUCUUUUGGGUGAUAGGAAUGGUCUGGGCGGAGUGCAAACAACUCUGGGAAGAAGGACUGAAGGCGUACGUUCGUCAGUGGUGGAAUUGGUUAGACUUCAUAAUGUUAAGCUUGUAUUUGACUACCUUUUCGUUGAAAGGGGUCGCUUAUAUUCAGGUCCAAAGUGGACGUUACGGCCCAAGAGUUCUCCAACGUGCGUUAUGGCCAGGCAAUGACCCUUCUCUCAUAGCUGAAGGUGUCUUCGCUGUUGCCAACGUCUUUAGUUUUGCAAGAAUCAUCUAUUUGUUUCAGACGAAUCCUCAUCUGGGGCCACUUCAGAUUUCCUUAGGAUGCAUGAUCAUCGAUAUUGCCAAAUUUCUGUUCAUAUUUUUUCUCGUGCUAACUUCUUUUGCUUGUGGCCUUAAUCAGCUGUACUGGUAUUACGACUCCAACACGGAAUUUUGUGAAACAAAAGUGGUUGCUGGAGAAAAUAUCACCUUCAAUUGUCAGUACAACCCGGAUGCAUUUAUGACGAUCGGAAAUACAUUUGCGACUCUGUUCUGGUCUCUGUUUGGCAUAAGUUCACCUAAGAGCACAGAUUUGGUGGAGGAUGACUUCUUUAUUGAAACUGUGGGUCAAGGUCUCUUUAUGUCAUAUCAUGUGACUGCCAUCGUCGUACUCAUUAACAUGCUCAUUGCUAUGAUGACCAAAUCUUUUCAAGUCAUUGAGGAUCAUGCUGACAGAGAGUGGAAAUUUGCCCGAUCUAAACUAUGGAUGGGAUAUUUCGAUGAGGGAUCGACAUUGCCCCCUCCCUUCAAUCUAAUCAUCUCACCCAAAGCAAUCUGUUAUUUUCUGAUGGGAACAAAGCGCGUCCUAUGUCACCUAUGUCCUCACAUCGCCAACAUCUGCAGAAAACAGCAUUUCGAUAGAAGCUCGGUAAAACCUGAAAAUCAAAAUGCAAACUAUAUAGGCAGUCCACCAGGCCGAAAGCCUCAUCGACAGAAUGGAAAUCCUCAUAUGGGCUUUAAUUUCCGACCGAGUGAUAUAAAUUAUCAGGAUGUGAUGAAAAGAUUGGUCAGCCGUUACAUUCAUCAAACUAAGAAACAGCUUCGCCAGGACGGAGUAAAUGAAGAUGACCUUCUGGAAAUAAAACAGGAUAUAUCUAGUUUGAGAUAUGAACUCCGAGAAGAUAGAAAGCGAGAAGCAGCUAGAAAUACCGGACAGAUAGACAGCAUCAAGCGCGACAUCAUAAGGUCUCUCAGAGGUAAUCAGGCUUGGAUACCUCCAAACUAUGGCGGACAAAUUCCUCCUCAAGAUAUCCCAAGUCCUAUCAGCUCAGCAGGAAUCAUGACUCCAAUGGAAUUUGAGAGCCUCAAACAAGAGCUCGUUACUUGCCUCCGAGAAGAGAUGCGCUUAUUGCUAACAAAAGACUCACAGAUGCCUCACGGAACCGUAGAGCCUCCUAUAGUGAACUCUGAACUGUAUCAAACUCACCUUUACACACAGUUAUAGCAGUUCUGUGAGAGACAUUGUUUGCAUAUUUGUACAGAUUUUAGCAAACAUCAGAGGGGAAUUUAGAUUUAAAAAUAUAAGUGUGCAGUGUCCGCUUACGUAAAAGACAGAUGUGCGAAUAGGUACAAUUUAUGUUCUGUAAAAACAGAGAUUUUGGAAUUUUCUAUCGCAUCCGAUCGAAAGUGAUACAUCAGGCGAAAGAAAAAAUGUACUUGUUUUACAAUUGACUCCCAACCCUGUAAAAAAUUUUCUGAAUUUCAAUUAAGGUAUCUGAUCAGCAGGACUGAAUGUGCUCAUUCAAUAAUUAAUGCUGACAAGGUAAUGCAAAUAACAAUUUUUUAAGCUCUUGAAAAAGUGAAAUAUUUUCAGUACCUUUAGAACCUUAUAAAGAAAGUAAAAAAGUAAAUUACAAAAUAGAUUCAAAAAUUGUUGAUUACUAGAUAUAUUAGAUAUUAAAAAUUAUCAGAAUAGAGGCAAUAUGCAGAUGUCAUUCAAGGGGGAAAGAUAUAUCUUUACUAAUUUCGUAUUUUCGAAUUAACUAAGGACAAACUGGCAUAUUAAUUUCAUGGCGAGUUUUAAAGUUGUUUGUUAUGCUUUAAAUGAAAUUCAUGUAGCAGCUUGUACAAAUUUGCAGAAUGCUAUUAUCCAUUUUCUAAGUUCUCAAAAAGCAUAUAAUUAUCUUCACCUAAAGUAUUGGCAAAAUAUGUUUACUAUACAUAUAUCACAUAAAUCAGUUGAAAAAUAUCUAAUUUUGCAUCUAUAAUAUUAUAUACAUUAUAAAUAGUUAAUUUUGCGCCUAUAGGCAAACAAAAUAAAUAUGCAGUA